Messenger RNA from Manduca sexta (tobacco hornworm), 3974 nucleotides. RefSeq lists its product as uncharacterized. Lineage: Eukaryota; Metazoa; Arthropoda; Insecta; Lepidoptera; Sphingidae. The record is from RefSeq and is a predicted model, not a curated record. The transcript has 4 exons. The coding region runs from base 41 to 2635 and encodes 864 amino acids.
UUUGGUAAAAUUGUGCAGUGGAAGUUAAAUAACAGGCAGCAUGAAAAGAAGCGCAAGGAUACUCAAAUUAGCAAGAAAUUGUGCAAAUAAAGAAAAUUCAUGUGACUUAUUUGAUUCAACGUUACCUUCAAAUCAGAAAAAUAAGGAAGAAGUAUCUCUUUCUAGUCCUGACGUUUCUGACACAGACUCAAAUUAUACCCCGCCUAUACAAGAUACUACUUCUGAUGAAUCUUGCAUAGACGACGAUAGGAUCUUGGAUAAAGCUUGCUCACUAGGUUUUGUACUUCAUGCAUCUACAGAAUCUCAAAAUCCUCAGAAAAACAACUCAUUAAUAGAACGUAAACCCUUAUCUGACAAAAACAUUGAGCAGUCUUCAUAUGUAAAAACUUCAUUAAUUAGUAAUGAUAGUGUUUUGAGUCACAUAAGUAAUUCACCCUGUGAUACUUUUGCUGUGGACAUAAAAUUUUUAAAACCUGCAUCCUCACGGGCACAUAAAACAAACAAUGUUGUGUCGGAAGACAAUUCAGAUGUCGAUAUUAAUAAUGAUGCCCAAGAAGAAAACCUUACAAAUGAUGAUAUUAUAAUACCAAAGCAACAACCCAAAAGCAAACGUGUUAUUCGUGAUAGAGACUACUGUUUUUUCUGCGAAGGUUUAGUUUUAAACUUUGCAAGACAUUUAACUAGACAUCACGUGUAUGAACCUGAAGUGCAAAAAAUUUUAUCGAAAUCCAAAAAAAGUCAGGAGAGAAAAGAACUUAUCAUGGAACUACGGAAAAAAGGAAAUUUUAUUCAAAAUUCAGUAGAGGUAACCAAGCCUAUGCGGAAACACAAAUUUACGGACUAUUUGCCGUGUACAAACUGCUUGGGAUUUUACUCAAAGAAGCUUUUAUGGAAACAUAAGAAAAAAUGCUCAAAAAAUUCUGAUAAAACAAAUAAAAAUGUACAGUCCGAAGCUCAAAAUCUAUUAUUGAGACAUUUAAAAAUAGAUGAAAAACUCAAAGACAGUGUAUUUCUUCGAAUGAGAGCCGAUAAAACAUCGCUUGUCGCUAAAUCGGAUGUCCUUAUAUGUGCUUUUGGAUCUCAAUACUUGAAAACCCAUAGAGAAAAACAUUUUGUAAAUGUAAUUUCUCGAAAAAUGAGGGAAUUAGCAAAAUUAUUACAAGAAAUUAAAAAGAUUAAUCCCGCCAUAAAAGAUUUAUUUGACGCACUGAGGCCGAAAAACUACGACAUCAUUGUAGCAGCCACAAAAGUUGUGGGAAAAUAUGACUCUGAAAAAGAUAGAUAUGAAUCACCUACAUUUGCUAUGAACAUUUCCACUAGCAUUAAACAAUGCUGCAAUAUAGCAAUUCUAUUUGCAUUGAAGAAACAAGGACCUUACAUGGAUAUAAACACUGCAGAAGUAGAGGCAGACCUAAAAACACUAAUACAAAUUUUAGAUUCAAAUUGGAAAUUUGAUGUAUCCAGCCAAGCAGCAUCAGAUUUAAACACUAAUAAAUGGAAUAAAGUAACUAUAGUGCCGUUGGCGAAUGACUUAAAAAUCCUAAAAGAAUACCUCGAAAAAAAAUCCGAAGAAGCUGCCAAUAAAAUCAAAGAAGGUUCAUUUAACGUUUCGACUUAUACACAAUUAUUAGAGACUGUAUAUUGCAGGGUUUUGCUACUUAACAGGCGCAGGCCUGGAGAACUUCAAAGAAUUAAAGUUCACGACUAUUUGGAAUCAGAUAAUGAUUCUGAUAAGUACGAAGAAUUCGACCGGGCUCUUACUGUGUCGGAAAGGGUCUUAGUACAAAAAUUUAAAAGACUAGUCAUUAGAGGAAAGCGUGGUCGGGGAGUUCCUGUUUUAUUUAAUAAGGAGGUUCAAGAGGACAUUAAAUUACUGCUCUCGAAGAGAAACAUAUUUGUUUCUACAUCAAACCGAUUUCUAUUUGGUAACCCGGGAUUUGAAAACACCAUAUAUGGGUAUAAAGUAUUAGAAAGGCAUGCGAGGCUAUCUGGAGCAAAAAACCCAAAAGCAAUUUCGUCUACAAGGCUUAGAAAACAUUUGGCCACUUUAUCACAAAUAUUCAGUAUGUCUGAAAAUGAUAUGGAGCAAUUAGCUACAUUUAUGGGCCAUACAAAUGACGUGCACAAAAAAUCAUACCGGCUACCGGAUGACGUUUACCAAACUGCCAAGAUAUCGAAACUCCUUAUCCUUAUGGAAGAUGGGAAAGCAGACGCUUUCAGAGGUAAAUCCCUGGAUGAGAUUGAACUAGAUUUAAAUGAACAAUUAGAUGAAGGGAUGACAGAAAAUGAUAUUAUUUUAGAUUAUGACGUGGAAUCGCUUAAGUGCGCGCAAGAUAUUACAGACGGAAAUAAUUUACCACCACCAUUACUACCACCUCAGCCAGGACCAUCUGGUCUUCAAACGAUAACUUCAGAGUCUAACCAUGUUAAGAAAGGGAAAAAGAGGACUCUAAUACCGUGGACUGCAGAACAAAAAAAAGUUUGCAAUUCAUUUUUUAAAUAUCAUAUAAAAAAUAAACAACCACCUAAAAGGCAUGAAUGCGAGGCUCUUAAAGAUAAGCAUCCAGACCUCCUGAAUAAUAAGGAUUGGCUUAAAAUAAAAGUAUUUAUACAAAAUACUUACACUAAGAAAUGAUACUUCCAAAAUUUGCUUUUUAGGUUCAGUUCCUAAAAAAAUAUCAUUUUUGUUUUCUUUCAUUGUAUGAAACAAAUACUCAUUUACAGUAUUGAAUAAUUAUCAUUUAACCCUGGUAACGUCUAGGGGUAUGUUUAAGCUUUUAAUUGUUUUCUUUUUGCAUUUGUAUUUCAUCUUCUUUUAAUUUAAAAUACAUUGUGUGAAUAUCUUUUUACAAUUAAUAUUUAUCUUAAUUACUGAUUCAAGCUAUAUGGUAUUUCGAGUAAUAAUUAAUAUAAUAAUAAAACUACAUACUUUUCUUUUCUUUUUGCCAAUUAACUCAUUUUAAUUCAUAUUAAAUAACGAAUAGGCAACCAUAAAUUAAGAACGAUUGAACAACUGAUAUAUUUAAUCUAAGCAAAUGAAUGUAAUCUAACGAAAUAAAUCACAUAGUCUUGAAAACUUGUACAACGCUAAUUUAGGUAUCUUGCUAAACAUACUAAAAGUCCCCUAGAGUAACGGGGAAGUCCACAAGACUACACGAUUUAUUUGGUAAUUUUUCAGCAAAAUUUUCCUAGGCUAUAAUGCGUUAGAGACAGCAGAUUGAGAUUGAUUUAAUUGAGGCAUAGUCUAACUAUAGGCCUUUUAUUAAUCUUAUGUAACAUUUACUGGAUGACGUUUUUCCUAUAUAUAUUAUAUUAUACGUCUUUGGUUUGGUUUCAAGAAUAUGCCAAAUUAAAUCAAUAAUACAUAACUACAUAAUUAUGUUGUAUAACUGAUUUUUCAAAUGUAGUUGAUUUUACUUGUUAUUUCUGUAAUUGAUAUGGUUACUAGUGUAGGAUUCAUAUUAUAUCUUUAAUCUCCUAACAAUAAUUAGAGCACGCAAAGUAGCCACUAUGUGUAAUUAAAAAGUAGGUGAUAAAAAUAAAGGCUGUGUAUCUCACGACUGAUUUAUUACUUUUAGUACUUAAAUAUUCUAUAAUAAACAUCAGCAUCAUUUAUGUUCAAGCAUUAUGUUUUGUUUUUCAAAUACAUAUUAAAGGUAGAUGAAUAAAUAAGAGUAGUUUUUUAUUGAUUUAUUAGAUUUUGUAUUGAUAUGUUUAAUAUUGUUCAUGUUACUUAUUUUAUAAGCGUUUUUAUUAUAUAAUAGUGCGUACAUUUAAAAGUUAAUUCAAUUAAAGCCAAUGCCAAAGUAAACUUUACUCUAAAUUGAUAGUUCUUUAAAAACUGCAGUCUCCUCCAUAUAAAAUUAAUUUAGAUUAGAUUUUUUUGUGUAACUGAUUUGUCCGAUAUUGUAAUUGAUGACUAUGGUGUUAACACUGUACCUACUUAAUUAAAUAAAAAUAAAGCAUAAAUAAAG